Molecule: messenger RNA, 2370 nt
Organism: Lymnaea stagnalis (great pond snail)
Lineage: Eukaryota; Metazoa; Mollusca; Gastropoda; Lymnaeidae
Source: the annotation of a GenBank genome assembly
GGACAUUAGAUGUGACAUAAAUCCAAAUAGAGUGACCAAUGGCUCAGUUGAAGGUACUUGCCAGUUUGGAGCUAAUGGUGAAUACUAUACAUGCAAUGAAGAAUUAAACUGCAUUGACAAAAGUGUCAGCACCAAGUGUGCUAGAGGUGAGAUUCACAUAAAUAUGCACUGAAAAAUAGUUGUAACUAAUUCAAGUGUUAAUUUAUUUAUAAAGCAAUAGUACUGUGGAUUUUUAACACUACAAGCCAUAUAAUAUAUAAUUUUUCAAGUUUGGCAUGAUGUUAUAGUUCUAGUCAUUGCUGGUGGAAAUAACAAUUCUUCUUUGCUUUUUGGUCAUCUCUUACUGGAGCAUAGGCCAUUAUCUUUCCAUGUCUACCGGUCUCAAACAAAAUCUUCUGUAACAUUUACUAACCCUUUCGAUUCUUAAUUACAUCCUUGUCUAGGUCUCUAUAUGUCAGAUAUUUUUUGUUCUUUCCCCAAGAUUAUUACCAUGACUAUCCACUUCCAUCUUCUCAUGAGACUAUAACCUGUUUAUUUUAAAUAUAUUUGUAUAUGGCUAAACUCAAAAUGAACCACUAAUAGGGUAAAUAAUUUUCAAUCAACAGAUGCUGAUGAGUGUGCAACUGGUCACCAUGACUGCCCCAACAGAACCGUCUGUGUCAACACUGUGGGCGGUUAUUCUUGCAAGUGCCAGGAAGAAUUUCCUUUGAUGGUCAAUGGCAGAUGUCAAGGUGAGUGGUUAUUAAAGUCAAGACUUAUCUAAAGGUAGAUUUUUUAUUUUUAAAGUCUUAACUAGGUCAACAUACCAACAAAGCCUCUCAGAGGUAAAAAUUAUGGGCACUGUAACCAGACUUUUUGAGGACCCCCAUUUUUUAAAGUACUGGAUCAUAGUUCGAAAAAAAACAAUUUAAAAAUAAGUGCUGUUAAAUAUAAUGAAAAAUUACAAUUUCAUUUAACAUUGCUUAGAGCUUUUUCUUGUAUUACCUGAUCUUGUUGUAGUUAAACAUCCUUUAGUUAAUGUGAGUGGCGCCCCCCCCCCCCGUGAUAAAGAUCUUUGCCUAAUUGCUCGCUUGACACCCACUUAGGGCCUGCAUAUUAAAGUGGGACAGAGUUAAGCAAAGUGUUGUAUGUGUCAUAAGAAUAUAUUUUCUUUUCCCUUCCACAGCAAUCAGCAGCUGUAUUUUGUCUGGCCCAGCGACACCGCUGGACUAUGUUUACAAUCUUCAAGGAUUCUCAGGAAUUCCUGGCCACUUUGACGUUGAUUGCAAGUUCAAGCUGGCCUACAUUUGUGACAAUAGUAACUGUGAGUCAUUCACAUUGUUGACUAAAGUAAUUGUGAGUUAUUCAUAUUUGGUAUGAGAGUAAUUAUGAAUCAUUCUCAUUUGUGACAAUAGUUACUGUGAAUCAUUCACAUUGUGAAAAUAGUUACUGGGAGCAAUGUUCCCUCUAAGGUUUGCUUGUUCGUGUGCAAAAUCAUACAUUGUGUGCAAAGUUUUACAGCAUCAAUUUUUUUGUGUGCAAAAUUUUACAGCCCACAAACACACAAUUACAUGGAAAUUUACUCAAAAUUGCUGCACAGGGUCUGUGAGAUAGCUGCACGGCCACGCAGCUUAAAGGGAACAUUGACCGAGAGUUAUUGAAAUUUAAGAGCAUCACUUCUUCAAGAAGAGAAAUUUAGACCAUCACUUUUCCAGAAGAGAAAUUUACACCACACCAUCACUUUUCCAGAAGAGAAAUUAAGAGCAUCACUUCUUCUAGAAGAGAAAUUAAGAGCAUCACUUUUUCAAGAAGAGAAUUAAGAGCAUCACUUUUUCAAGAAGAGAAAUUAAGAGCAUCACUUUUUCAAGAAGAGAAUUAAGAGCAUCACUUUUUCAAGAAGAGAAAGUAAGAGCAUCACUUUUUCAAGAAGAGAAUUAAGAGCAUCACUUUUUCAAGAAGAGAAUUAAGAGCAUCACUUUUUCAAGAAGAGAAAUUAAGAGCAUCACUUUUUUCAAGAAGAGAAUUAAGAGCAUCACUUUUUCAAGAAGAGAAAUUAAGAGCAUCACUUUUUUCAAGAAGAGAAAUUAAGAGCAUCACUUUUUCAAGAAGAGAAAUUAAGAGCAUCACUUUUUCAAGAAGAGAAAUUAAGAGCAUCACUUUUGAAAAAAGGUUCAGUGACUUCAAGAAAUUACAUUAAAACAUAAUUUUUUCUUCAUAAAAAUAUCAGGCUUGUAGCAAAGAAUAAGCCUAAUUUAACUUUAAAUAUUUUAUUACUAAAAUUCAAUCUGUCAGUUUAUCAGUUUUCUGAUAAUAAUUUUAAUACAUUAGUUUUCCUUUUGUUCCAGACAACCCAAAGUCUGGAUUGCCCUACAUUUCCUUCUACAUUAUGAG